AUGAUUUCUGGCAUCUUUCAUCUUGCGUUGAUAAUGAUGCUAAGCAUAGCAUCAGCAGCGACAACGACUUCAGCAACCCCUACUUCAGUUUGGGUUACGGGAACUGAUUCAAACGGGAUCACGAGAACUACAUUAUCAGAAUACUAUCAGUCAUUUCUGAGUUAUCCUACGACUGCUGCAUCUGUUCCGGAGGGUUCUGUUGGCUUGGGGUCUAUCAGUGGUACACUUGCUAGUAUCAGAACCUACGAUAUGGUAACGGUAUCAUCAACCGAGAAUGGGGCCCAAUCAUUGUUCCACAUAGGUCUUGGUGAGCAUAAGACUUUGGAGACUUUUACUGCUUCACUUGCACUCUUCCCAUUGGCUAUUUUUUUUCUUGUGUUUUUCCUUUAA
Messenger RNA from Priceomyces carsonii, 390 nucleotides. It is a transcript of the gene KRE1, whose product is annotated as Kre1p. The record is from RefSeq and is a predicted model, not a curated record. Gene Ontology annotation, biological process: fungal-type cell wall organization. The transcript has a single exon. Bases 1 to 390 code for a protein of 129 amino acids. Lineage: Eukaryota; Fungi; Ascomycota; Pichiomycetes; Serinales; Debaryomycetaceae.